AGCUGAAUAUCUCUGUGAACAACGCGCUUCGUGAAACCCAGGAACUGGCUCCUGGCAGUCCAGUGGUGGUCGAUCGACAGGUGCCGCGCACUUUAACGCACAUGGAAACCAGGGAACUUUUGCGUGGCAUUCCGCUUGAAGAUGGCACGCUGUUGCACAAGAUUUUUGCCGAUCAGCCUCGCAGAGCUUCCGACAUCAUAUUUCCCACAAAAGAUGCUAGUUGGUACGCUUGGUGGCGCUUCUUCACCGAAAUUUGCAGGAUCAUCGUGGGGCAUCAGUGGUUCGAGUUGUUGAUCUCGCUGGCCAUCAUGGUGAACUCGGUGAUGCUGGGCGUGGAAAGCCAGAUGUCACUGACACAUGCUAGGGAGGACCUUGCCUGGGCCAGGAUUGCCGAGCUUUGCUUUUUGGCGAUUUUCACAGUUGAGAUUCUGCUGAGAUUGGCUGCACGUGGAUGGAGAGUUAUAAAGGAUGGAUGGUUUCUAUUUGACAGUACGCUUGUGAUCAUCGCAUACAUUGAGCAGUUCGUCGAGUUAUUUUCCAACGGCAAUCAUUCAGGGUACGAACAACAGGUGCUAGUCCUUCGAACCACGCGCCUUUUUCGUUUGAUCCGGACGUUUCGAAUGAUAAAGCAGAUCAGAUCUGUGUGGAGAUUGGUAUAUGGUCUCAUUACAUGUGGCGAGACCAUAACAUCUACAUUUAUUUUGCUUUUCAUCGUUUUGUAUGUGUUUGGCGUUAUGGGCCUUGAGCUGAUAACCAAAGAUGGCGAGCUGCGGAAAGAUCCAGAGAUAGACGCACUUAUCGUCAACAACUUCAGUUCACUCCCCUUGGCCAUGAUGACAUUGGUUCGAUUUGUCACGAUGGAUUCUAUAUCUGUAAUCUAUGCGCCUUUGAUACAGGCAAAGGCAUUAGUACUGGGCUUGUACUUUGGCCUGCUGAUUUGCGUUGUCUCCAUUUCCCUUAUGAACCUUGUUACGGCAGUGAUGGUUGAAGGGGCUCUCGAGCAUGCUCGCCAAGAGAAAGAGGAAGAUGCAAAAUUGGCAAAAGCCAAAGCCAAACAAAUGGUUCCGGAGAUUAUCCACCUGUUCGACCAGAUUGAUAUUGAUGGAAGCGGAGAAGUUGACUUAAAGGAGAUGGCCAAGUUUGGGGAGGAUGGACUGGUUCCGGAUCGCUUGUUUGAGAAGGUUGCGGUCCGGGCCCCUCAGGCUCCUCAGAAGAAUGUUUCCUUGCGAGGACCCGGGCGAGAAGUCACCUUGAAAGAGUUUUGGCCUGCAGCUAAGGUUUCCGAUCCUGAGGAAUUGCCCCUAGCGAAGUCUCCCACUGACUCCCAAAAACCAGCCGGUGUCUCGCCAGCUGCAACUGAGGGUGUCCGUAGCAGUGCUCGUGACCGCAGUCAACGCAGCAGGUCACCAAAGCGAUCUGAUGAGGUCGCUCCUACUAUCCCUGAUACUCAGGAAGACGAGAGCAAAGAAGAUGAAAACAUUGAAAAAAACGAGGAGAGUAGACCUCCCAAAAAACAGCGUUUGGUUGAACCCAGUGACCCUCAAGAGGCCCUCAGCAGUUUUGGGUGGCAGCAGUGGGACCAGCACGGAAAUGGUGACUGCUUUUUUCGACAUGCAAGCGUUUUUGUGAACAAGGCCAACACUCAACCUGCUGUCCAGGAUAGUCAGCAUCACGCGGCAUGGAUCAGAGCGCAGACUUGUCAGCAUAUCAAAAAACAUUCACGUAGGUAUGCGGAGCUUUUUGCAGGAAAGUCUGCUUUUGAUGCUUGGCUCAAUAACGCAGCCAAGCCCACCAGUUGGGCUGAUGGCCGCACCAUCCAGGCGGCCAGUGAGAAACUUGGUUGCCCAGUGGUGAUUUGGAAUAAGGAUGGGAACACGUACACUCGAUACGUGAUUGCACCCAAGUUCAGCCGAGGUUUUGCCUGUGGUAGUACCGGUUGCAACCCCAUUUGCCUUCUUCUCACUUCCAAACAUUACACUGCCCUGGUGCCUCCCCCUACCGGUUCCGUCCCUCACAGUUGGCUUCGCGAAACUCCGGAUGUUGUGAUUGAUCUCUCUGGCGGAGUUGGUGGUGUUGCUUCGGGUUCCUCUGGGCUUGCGUCUGAUGGGCCUUCUCCCCCGUCUGUGCGUGCGGGCGGCUCUCCUUCCCAGAGGACUUCCUCCUCUGCCGGCACCCCCUCUGUGCACUCCCUCGCCUCUCCUGCUCCUUCCGUGGUUCAGGGUUCGGCGGGGCGGGUUGGUGGUCUGCUUGGCUUCUGUGCGGCUUCGUCCUCGCGUUCCCCCUCCGUGCACUCCUUGGUCAGGUCUGCUGCGUCUGUCCGCCCUGGCGUUUCCGGUGCUGUCCCCUGUGUUGCUCUGCCCCCGGUCACGCCCGUGCCCGCUCGGAGUUCUUGCCCUUCGGUCCCUACCCCGUCCGUCCGAUCGGUCGCUCCGGUUCGCCGUUUGCGGUCUAAGACCUUCUGUGCGGACGCUUCUGAGUCGCGCUCGUGUCCUUCGUCGGGUCAUCGCAGUGUGAGCGCCGCCGGUCCUGUGUCUGGUCCUGUCACCCCGUCCGUCCACUCGGUCGUCGAUCCUGCCUGCCGUCGCCCUGCGCGUGUUUUGUGCGAAGUGCUCAAUUCUGAGAAGUGGCCAGGUCUCCAUCAGGUGAAUCGCCCUGUCAAGCGCAAGGGCGCCCGUCACGCCUGCGCCUUUGUUUCAAGGACUGCCGGUUUUUCCAGCGGGGAACAGGGACGGGACUGUUUGGUGGAGCUGCACGGCUGGCAGCUCAGUGGAACGCCAGCAGGGGCCGUUGCCGAUGGCGGUCGUGGGGGCACCGCAAUUUUGGUCAAAGAGCCUUUGGCCCUAGCGGAUAUCCAUUCCACCACUGAAACUUGGGGUCAACUUCAGGUUGCCGAGAUCCUUGGACACAAAGUCCCCAUUACUGCUAUUAACGGGUAUAGACGGCCCCAGCAGGCGCUUGAUGCCCCCAAUGAAGCGCUUAUGGAAAGUUUUUGUCGGAAUCAGCACAAGCAUUGGGUUUUUGCUUGCGAUUGGAACUUGGACCCUGCCAGUGAUCCUUUAGCAUCUGUGAUGACGUCCUUUUGUGGUCAGCUGGGUAGCUCUUCCGGUCACAAACGCAGUACUCAUCCCACGGACUCUGUUUGGUUUUCUCAGUCUCUCAGUUGUGAGAAGCAAUCGCCCAUGGAUGCUCUCUCCGACCAUUUUGGCUCCUUUGUUGAGUUAGGCCAGAUUCCCUGCUUAGAUCCGUCCCCUCCUGCAUGGAUUUUCAAGUCGGUGGCUCGUUUCCAGGACAAUUGUGAUCUCCCUUCCGCUGAUGACGCUGCUCAGGCUUGGAACCAAGUCAGCACACCGUCUGAGGUGUGGGAAGCGUUGGUUCAACAGGAUAUAAAUGAUGCCUGGUCUACCUGGUCCUCUGAUGCGGAAGCUUUUCUGAAAAGAAUCGGUGCAGUCAGCCAUGAAAGCAGUGCUGCGCAAAGAGGGUCCUUGCCCACUCUGGUUAGCGGCCCCUCCCGACAUGGCCCUGGUCAAAGCAUCACGGAGAGGCGCCUCAGACGUGUGAUCCGCAGAUUGGACGAAGCUCAACGGCACGUUCACAACGGCACCUCGGUCCCUACCAAUUUGCAGAGAACCUGCCAGAGAAAUUGCAACCAAUUUGGGUGCGGAGCUGAUGCGCAAGCCCACAGGUGGGGGGCAUGCCUCAAGGAGCUUACGGAGCAACUCAAACUUCUCCUCAAGCAGUCCAAUCUGCAUGCACUGCAAGGCUGGCGGCAGAAGGUGCAAACUUAUGAAGGAGCCUGUGCUUGGCUCCGAAAGCAAGCUCCGCCCUCUUGGGCCCUCACGAACGAUGUCAAGAACACUUCUGGUAGAAGUCAAGGGGCUGCGUUUUUAUUUGAGUCUUGGAAGAAUAUUUUCUGCGGGCCCGAAGGCUAUGAGCCCAAGGCUGAACCUUUUGUCCAAGCUUAUGCAGCUUGGAUCCCGCACAAUCCGGAGCUGGUUACUCCUGAGCUUACUGCCCAGGGUCUUAAGGAUACCGUCCGCCAGAUGAGACGGAAGGCUGCUGGCCCGGACCAAUGGUCUGCAGAAGCUUUGCUGCUGCUACCCGACAUGGCUUGGGAGCGAUUGACGGAGAUGCUGUUGCAAGUGGAACAGGUAGGAAAGUGGCCUGCCCCGCUGGUGCAGUGGCGGCUGACAUUUCUACCCAAGGUUUCUGCUGACAAAACUGGUGUUACCCAUGUGGCCAAGGUGAGGCCGAUUGCAAUUGGAUCCCUCAUCUACAGGGCCUGGUCCAAGCACAGGUUCGCCCAGAUCAGCCCAGGCCUGGUUGGCUUGCUGCAUCAGCGUCAAGUUGGGGGGUUGCCAGGCAUUGGCGCCGAAAUGAUGUUGGCCGCUCUGCAAAACCAAACUGAUGCCGCCACUCACCCUUACGGCAUGAGUUUGGAUUACAAGAAAGCUUUUGAUUCGGUCGACUAUGUCAUUUGUCUUCGUCUCUUCGAAGCACUCGGCAUCCCGGGUCCCAUCCUCAAAGCGCUCGGGGCGGCUUGGGAUCAGCAGACAAGGACUUGUUUGUGCCCGACUGUUGCUGAUCUUGAUGUGGUCAACAACGUUUGGUCUACCAUGGAGUCCUUUUUGCGGCUCCGCACGAAUGAGGAGAAGAGUCAAAUCUGGGCUCGCUCUCCUGAGGCUUUGGCAAAGUUGGAUAACACCCACUAUAGCUCCAAUGCCAGCUUCACCAUGCAGGUCCUUGGGGCUACGCUUGGUUCAGCGGAACGUGCUCUCUCUGACCGUGAGAGGGACACGUUGCAAGAUGUCGCUCGUCGUUCAAGGCGCAUUGCUUGUUUGCCUGUGAGUGCUCGCCUCAAAGGUCGCCUGGCAGCCACCGUGUUGGGGCCCAAAGCAGUGUGGGGCCAUGUGAUCAACGGUCGCUGCCCGACCCAGAAGGAUAAUGCCUGUUUCUUCCGCCACUUCAAGGCGGCGACAAGUGACAACCGGUUCGUCAAAGGGCGCUCGUCCAUGGACCUCAAGCGUGCUUUCUUCUUUGGUCACACAUGCGACUUGGCCUUUUAUGGGGCCCUCCGCACCAUCAGCUCGGGUUUUGCCUGGGCACGCCACUGUGCCAGUUUGGGUGAGAACUGUCGGUGGAGCCCGUCUACGGUGGUUUGCCUCAAUAGCAUCCUGCAAGACUUGGGCUGGUGUGCUCAUAGCAAUGCAGUCGGCCAGAGCGGGGUUGUCCCAUGCAUCCAUUUUGGGGCUGUGAAAGCUGAAGUUGACAAAUGUCUCCAUCAUAUUCGAGAUCUCUUGGUGCAGAUGGGCAAAAUCCGGGCAGCCGAAGCUGCUCGGCGCUUGGCACCUGUGGGUGCUGGCUGA
Messenger RNA from Cladocopium goreaui, 5363 nucleotides. NCBI's taxonomy places the organism in Eukaryota, Dinophyceae, Suessiales, Symbiodiniaceae. The record is from the annotation of a GenBank genome assembly.